AUGUGCAUAAACACAGUCUCAGGACUAACAAUAGUCGUCUUUGAUCAAGUUAUUAGCUUCGGGCUCGAGAUACGACGGACGUCAACACGGAAGUACUUCGUUGGAACUGCUGCUUAUGUUAUGUUACGCUAUGCUGGUCUUCUCUGGGCCAUGUUAGUUGACGACGAUCAGACUUUUGUUAGUGACGCCAUAAGUACCUCUUGUCGGAUGUUGACUCUCGUUCAAAAGGCCUCAAUAUGGGUGUUCCAGCAACAGGAUACGGCCGGUGACACUGACAUGCGCGUGCUUGCUAGGUGCUAUCAAGUAUAUAACGUACAACAAGUCACUAAAUAUAUAUUGACUUGUCUCCUACAAGGGAUGAUGGCGAUGCGGGUGUGGGUCCUCCUGGGCACGCCGCGCAAAGUUUAUGUCAUUCUUCUCACGGCCUUCAUCAUCUCCCAAGGACUCUCGCUGGUGGAUGAUAUGUUGUCCAUAUUGGCAUACGCAGGAGGAUCAGACCACCUCAACGAGCACGUUGUCGAAGGGUGCUCGCUCAGAAAUACUACCCCGUCAUGGAAUAGAUGGCUGGCCCCAUGGUCAAAAGGGUCGCUCGUCGCUUUUGAGCUUCUACUCUGCUUAUUUGCUAUAAUUCACAUUAUCAAAAGAGCUAGGACCCAUGGUGCCUCGAGUUAUAUCUUCGGUAAUGUGGUAUCUACUCUCAUCCGGGGCAACUUGCUGUACUUCUUUCUGGCAUUCUUCGUUCUCCUAGUUACUGCACUUGAAGAGAUCCAGUGGGUCGAUUCAUCCAAGGGUUUAUACUGGAUCACGUUUUCUGCACUCAAGUACAUUUUCUACGGUGUCAUUGGGCCGUGGAUGAUGCUCGAUAUACGCAAGGAGGCAUAUGGAGAGCAUGCCGUGUCCAAUACAGCCAACCUGAAGCUGUCGCUACUUCCGCGUUGGACUAUUAUAUCCGAUAGCAGUUACGGAGAGCUUCCAAGCCCUCUGAAUUCCUUCUUGUGUGGGUAUCCUACGUGUUACUUUUCGAAAUCCCCUAUCUACAUCAGCCCUUCUAGUUUGCUACUAUGA
Messenger RNA from Coniophora puteana RWD-64-598 SS2, 1065 nucleotides. RefSeq lists its product as uncharacterized. NCBI's taxonomy places the organism in Eukaryota, Fungi, Basidiomycota, Agaricomycetes, Boletales, Coniophoraceae. The transcript has 13 exons. The record is from RefSeq and is a predicted model, not a curated record. Bases 1 to 1065 code for a protein of 354 amino acids.